AUGGAUGCUAUCAUCCAGGACCUCCAGGCGCAGGUCGACCAAGGCGGCUCGCGGCUCGCACAGGCCAACACGCACAAUGCUGAGCUGAGGCGCGAGAAGACUCUCCUCCAGCUCGAGAUCGCUCGUCUACAGGCCGCCAAGAACGCCCCCAUCGAGAUCAAGGAAGAGCCAAGCCUACUCCUCGAGCAACUUCAGACCGAAAAGCUCCAACUGCGCCAAGAGCUCGCCGAGUGCCAGCAGCUCGCGCAAAGCGAGGUAUCCCGUAAAUCAUCCCCCCGAAACCAGUGAACCCCGGUGCUAACAGAGUCUCGCUCAGGCUCAUGAGAUCGAACUUCUGCAGGAGAAGAUCCAAAGCAUGGCUCAGGCCUCCAUCGACGAGGCCAUGUACUCGCAGCUGCAGCGGGACCUCGCGGCCGCCAAGAAGCAACUGGGCGAGGAGGAAGCCUACGCGCAGGCGCAGGUCAGCCUGCGAAAGACGGCUUCGGAGCGCGAGCAGAAUGCUCUCAAGCGCACGCACGAGCUCGCGAGGGAGCUUGCCGCUGCUGGGAAAGAGAAUGAGAAGGCGCAGAAGCGGGUGGAACGCGCGCAGAGGGCGACGAAGAAGGCGGAAGCCGACGUCUGCCGCGUCGCGUGGGACAGGUGAGGAGCAAUAUCACGGGUCUUGACUUGCGCGAAGAAAUGCUAAUCGAUGACCAGGGAUGAUCUGAAGAGGCAGCUUGCGGAGGAAAAGGAAAAGCGUGGCCGCGAGGAGGACGACGACAACGAUAACGACGGAGACGGAGACGAACGUGCUUUCAGGAGGCCUGCGCUCGUACCACGCCCAUCAAAUUGA
This is a messenger RNA of Lecanosticta acicola, 832 nucleotides long. The record is from the annotation of a GenBank genome assembly. NCBI's taxonomy places the organism in Eukaryota, Fungi, Ascomycota, Dothideomycetes, Mycosphaerellales, Mycosphaerellaceae.